CUUACCCUUUACACAUUAACAACACUUCUUCUUUCCAACAACCAAAAAACUCUUCCAAAAAUGUCUUCCAAACUCUGCGACUCAUGCCAAUCCGCCACCGCGACUCUCUACUGCCGCCCUGACUCCGCCUUCCUCUGCGCCGCCUGUGACUCCAAAGUUCACGCCGCCAACAAACUCGCCUCCCGCCACCCUCGCGUCACUCUCUGCGAAGUCUGCGAGCAAGCACCUGCACACGUCACGUGCAAAGCCGAUGCCGCCGCUCUCUGCAUCUCCUGCGACCGUGACAUCCACUCUGCUAACCCCCUCGCCGCUCGCCACGAGCGUCUUCCUAUUACUCCUCUCUUCGAAUCCACCAUUUCUCAAUCCGAGAAACCGCUUCACAAUAACAAGCACUACGAUGAUUCUGUUAACGAUGAAGCCGAAGCUGCUUCGUGGUUGAUAACCGAUCCUAAGGCGGAUCUAAACUCAUCUCCUUAUAUAUUCUCAGAUUCCGAAGCUAUUCCGUUUAUGGAUCUCGAUUACGGUGUUAUCGAACAUAAAAACGUCGACGGUGUAGUUCCUGAUCACGGUAACUUCGAUCUUUUUGCUUAUGCGUUCAAAAACAACAACGUGCAGUCACAUACGGAGGUAGAGACACCUACGCCGUCACAGUCGCAGAUUAGUCACAGUGUGGUGUCAUCGUCGAUGGAGGUCGGAGUUGUUCCCGACGGAGACGUUGUAUCGGAGAUAUCGAACGGUGGAUACGUCAAGGCGGUGGCGGCGGAUCGGGAAGCGAAGGUAAUGAGGUAUAGGGAGAAGAGGAAGAAUCGAAGGUUCGAGAAGACGAUUCGUUACGCUUCUCGUAAAGCUUAUGCGGAAACUAGGCCAAGGAUCAAAGGGAGGUUUGCGAAGCGUACCGGUGCCGUUGAUUCUACUUGUGGAUACGGCGUCGUUCCCUCUUGUUAAUUUUAUUUUCUUUUCUUUUGUGAUGUUGAUUUCUUUGCUUCUUUUUCACUUUUCAUUUUCUGUUCUCUGCUGUAAAUAAAUUUUUGUUCGUUUUAAUCAUGUGCGUAAUGUAAAUUUGCAAACUGAUCUAUCUGCCAACGAUUUUGUAUGGUUUUUGGGAAGA
Vicia villosa (hairy vetch) is the source of this 1108-nucleotide messenger RNA. RefSeq names its product zinc finger protein CONSTANS-LIKE 4-like. Gene Ontology annotation, biological process: regulation of photoperiodism, flowering; regulation of flower development. Lineage: Eukaryota; Viridiplantae; Streptophyta; Magnoliopsida; Fabales; Fabaceae. The transcript has 2 exons. Gene Ontology annotation, cellular component: nucleus. Gene Ontology annotation, molecular function: protein binding; zinc ion binding. The record is from RefSeq and is a predicted model, not a curated record. Bases 61 to 945 code for a protein of 294 amino acids.